UAUGAAAUUAAAUUUAAGACUCUCAAAUAUCAGAAAAAAAUAUGAUCACUUUAGCUACAUCCUAUCUGAAUUGAUCAAUCAAGAUAUUAAUAUCUAACUUACUAUAUUUGAUUCAAACCCAAAAACAGAUAUUCUUAUUUAAAAAUUAGAAUUUCUAAACUUUUUAAAUUUGGAUAAUUUUUAUUAAAUAUCAUUACGCGAAUUCUCAGAUAUAAUUAAAUAUGACAAGAACCUUGAAUCAAAUCUAAAAUAAUAUAUUUCAUAGUUAUUUAAUACUCAAAUUAUAUGGUUUAUAUAGGAUUAAUUCAUAUUCACUCAUCUUGAUUGUGAAAAAGAGAUUCAUCAAUUCCUUAAUAAGUUGUUCUAUUGUUAGACUUAAUUUAUAUAAUAUGUAGAUUACAUGAAAAACAAUUAUUAAAUUUAAGCCUAUUCACCUUAAUAAGAGGCUCCUUUAAAAGGUUAUAAAAAUUCCAUUUAAAAAUAGUAAAAUAGUACUCAAAAAUUAUAUACACUCUAUGGAUUUAAAAAAUAACUUAAAUCAUAGGAUGUUUUUACUAAAAAAGUUGUUAGACAUGAAUAAUAAUACAAUAUGCAUUAUGUAUUUAUUGAAUUUUAUGUUCCUUAAAUUAAAGAAUGGAUUGAAAAGUAUUUAUAUACUUAUGUAGAAGUGCGCAAAGGUCAAUAGAUUGUAAUAAAUAUAAAUUUAAAAACAUAAGAUAGAUUUAUAUGGACCAUAUCAUCUUGUUAGUAAAGCUGAAGAAAUAUUAUUUAAAGAAUAUUCUGCUCUUAAUCCAUAUUGUGGAAUACUCAAAUUUAAAGAUCUUGAUGAUGACUCAAUCUAACUUAUGUAAAUUAAAGAUGCUUUGAUUCAAAACUCUUAUUAUGAUUAUGAAGUGGAUAAAAAAAAUUAGAAUUCUUUAGAAGAAUUAGAAAAUUCUUUAAAAACUGUAAAAUCUAAAAUAUUUUCAGCAAUAUUAGUUAUUGGUAAUACUAUAAACAUAUAUUUAGAUUAUAAAAAUGCCUAGCUUUGUGAUAAUGCAAAGUUUUACUUUAACUUUGAUUUAGAUAGAAAAAAUAUCGAAAUUUAAUUAGAAAAGGAAAUUUAUAAACUUGCUUAGACGUAACUUGAUGGAAAAGCUAUAAGUUAUUUUGCUAUUAUUAACGGAGGUUUGUAGCAUUCUAUUUUUUUAAAGAAAUUAAAUGAUGACCUAGAGAUUUUUAGAGAAACUAUUUACAAUAAUAUUUAAAUCAAUUAUUUAAGAAAUUAGAAAAUUGACGUUAUUCAUAAUAUUCAAAAUCAAUAUCAGAUUAAAUUAAAAUUUCAAUAAAACUGUAUCGUUAUUUUAGGAAGAAAAUAAUAAUUGGAUUAUUUUAUUUAAUUUCUUAUGAAAAUUACAUCUCCUCAAGCUGAAAUAAUUGAUUUUUAUUUUUUCAAAAAUCAAUUUAAUUUUAAAUAAAUAAAUUAUGAUUAUAAGGAUAGAUUCUAAAGAAUACUCUAAUAAUGUGAAUGUUAAAGUAUAUUUAACCUUUAAAUUAAUUAAUAGGUUCUACAGAAUAACAAGAAUUAAGAAUUAAAAUUUCAAGCAAGGAUGCAAAUAAGAUAAAUAAAUUAAAAUCAUAAUUAUAAUAAUUAGAAACAGAAUUAGAUUGUUCGAAGAAAACUAUUUAAAUUUCAAUCGAGAAAACAGAAAAUGGAAAUCUAAAGUAAAUAUUGACUUUUUUAUAUUAUUAGUCAAAUUAUUCAAUAAGUAUCAUAAAAAUAUCCAGUUGUUGAUAUUCGAUUAGGUUAAAAUGAUUAUGUUGGAUUGUAAUAAAUUUGUUCUUUUACUAAAAAGCAAACAAUUGUGAAAGUCUACUAUGGAUUACCUAAUUAUCCUUAUGAUGUUGUAAAAGGAGUUUUAAACCUGAAAAACAGUAUGAUUUUAAUACCAAUAGAAAAAAUACAUAAUCAAUUUAAGGAAAAUAAAAUAUUAUGGAUAGAAAAAUUGAUUUAAUAAAAUAAUAUUUCUUUAGUAAAUCAAAAAUAGAAUUCAUCAUUAGAAAUAUUUUAAUAUGAGCUUUAUUUAUAAGAUAAAGAAAUAGAUCCUAAUUAAAUAUAAAAGUAUAAAUAAGAAAAAAUAGAAUUAACUAUUUGUUAUAUUUAUUAUAGAGAUUUAUUGAAUCCAUAAAAUUUUAUCCAUUUUUUCGAAAAACAAAAUUUGAUUAAAACUUAUGGUAAAGCUAUAGACGAAAUUUAAAUUCUGAAACCUUCAUCUAUAAUAAUUAAUAACUUAAUAGAAAAGGAUGGGAAAGAAUUAUCGGAAUUAGUGGAUUACAUAAAAUAAUUAGAUUUGUAUUAUAAUUAAAAAUAAAUUUAGCCCUUAAAUUGAACUCUCAUUUAUGAUAAAUGAUAAAAAUGAUUUGAAUGAAAUUAAAAAAUUACUUAAUGGAAUUUUCGAAGAAGAUAAUCAUAUUGAAAGAAAAAAGGUUUAUCAACUGUCAAUAACUGGUUGCCUUUAAGAUACUAUUGAAUAAGUGAUAAAAGAAUUGAAUGAGGUUUGA
This is a messenger RNA of Paramecium sonneborni, 2541 nucleotides long. The record is from the annotation of a GenBank genome assembly. Lineage: Eukaryota; Ciliophora; Oligohymenophorea; Peniculida; Parameciidae.